This is a messenger RNA of Drosophila eugracilis, 2804 nucleotides long. RefSeq lists its product as uncharacterized. The record is from RefSeq and is a predicted model, not a curated record. Lineage: Eukaryota; Metazoa; Arthropoda; Insecta; Diptera; Drosophilidae. The transcript is spliced from 2 exons. Bases 1272 to 1610 code for a protein of 112 amino acids.
UAAAAAUAACAAUAUUAUGAGUAUUUUGGGUUUGGUUUAUUGCAAACAAAUCUCGGUUCAUUAUCUUAUGGAUUUAUUAUUUUAUCAGAGGGUAAAAUAAAGAUAUUUAAAGCUGCUUGGCUAUAAGGCUCUAUAGUUUGUAGACCAGUUUGAAAUAACAGCAAUAACUAAUUAAUAUUUAAUAUAUAUGUAAUAUUUAUUCUAUUAAUAGACAUAUUUAGCCCUUGUAAAAUAUCAAAGUUCAAUAGUUUCCCUCAAUCUAUACAUAACUCUCUCACUUUUUGGAAAUUCGCUGGUAGAGGCAUGACUUACGACUCCAGGAGUCAACCUUCAAAUGUGCGUCACUCUAAAUGGGAAUAAGGGAACUGCAACCAGUGGUUGUUUUUCUGCAUAUUGUCCGGGGAUGCGCCGAACCCGGAAAAGCUCUACCCGCCCACAUCCGCAGCUCAUAAGCUCCAUUAUCGCGUCGGCAAUCAAAAGCGGCCAAACGAGGAGCCAAAGAGCUUUACAUCCUGACUUCUGGCUGCGCAUUCCGUGUGUCUCUAGUCCCUAUGCAAAAUUUCCGAGGUACAUUCAAAGCUACACUGUCCACUGUCCAGCUGUCCAAUUGCAGUCCGUUGCCCACAUCGUGACGUCAAACCAGUCGAGCAGAAAUGGCCAGCUGGUCCAAGAUGCUGAUUAAGUUGCAUUAAAUUGUCACUCAACGUGACUGCAAGUGGCGUUCGCUGGCAGUUAUUGCUGCAUUUGAAUUGCGUUAGGAUCAGUGUCCUAUUAAUAGGCUAUUUCACAUUAAGAUAUUUUCAAAAACAGGCCACAGUUUGGCUAGCCAAAACACAUAUUUAUUAUCUGGAUUAAAUGUGAAAUUAAAAGUCAGCAAAUAGCUGUAUUCCAUUGGGGAUUUCAAAUUAAAAUACUAUAAACUAAACUCAAUCAUUAACAAGGCUUUUAAGCACCUCACAUAUAACCAAAUUUAAAUAUUCCAAAAAUACUUCAAUCAAAAUAACAAUAUGUUUUCCAAGCCAUAUCAAAGUAUUUGCAUUUAAUAUAAAAAUAAUUGCACUUUAUUCGUUUUACUCUCACUCAGCCGCAAUCUCUUGAAAGAACUUUUUUCAGUCCACUUAUAAACAUCGUCUUGCCUCGCCAAGAACUUCAAAUGAACGACGCUGCUCAUUAAUUUUUAUUGUCCAAACAAUCGUGUAUUAUAAUUAUACCAAGCCAAAAAUCGCCUGAAGUACGCAGAAAUAGUUUAAACAAAGCGGCGGGUAAAAACAAUGGAGGGAGGAGAGGAAAAUGAAAAUACAAAAUCGCAAUUAAUAGGGACAGCGCCCAGAACCGAGCAACCCAGAGACCAGAGCUCCGAGCCCAGAACCCGGCACUUGGAGAGGCGCGUGUGCCAGCGAUAUGACCGUGACCUUUGUGCAGACGCGGAGUCGGCGCCCAGUCGACUUAUUGCCCUGGCCCUGGCCAUGGACAUGGCCAUGAAGCACCCAACAACCAGCCACCACCACCCACUACCACCCUUUGAACCUCUCAUAUAUUUCUCGCUAUUUUUCCAGGGACGGAGCUGCGCGGCAUUCAGCCUUUUGGCGACGUUCCCUGUGACAUAUUAAACGGAAAUCGAUUUCGCAAAUUGUAAAUUGAAUCCAAUCCAAUCCCCCAACCCGGAUGGCUUGACUUUUGCGGUCUGGCCAUGUCUGAUUGGAUGGGUGUUGUGAUUCGUUUUCCACGUAGGCCCUGACUUUAAAGUGGAGUCUUGUCACCAUUCAACGCCUUAUCAACGCCGAGUUCGCUAAUAAAACAGCAAACAACAUUUAUGGGAAUCAUGACGAAUGCAGGUCUUGAUUAGAUGACGGCAAUUGUUGGGACAAGGUGGGGCCCAAGUGGGAAGGGUGGGCCCAGAUGCGGUGAAGGUUGAGUAAUGAAGACUAAUUACCUGACACUUUUCACCUAUUACAAAAUCAAUUAUGUUUAAUAAUCUUGUAUGGCUGCGAAUGGAGCUAUAAAGUUGGAGGUAUUCAAGGUUUUCUGUUAUUUAUUUUAGAAAAUUUUUCAGUUUAAUGGUUUGUAAACUAUAUUUAUUGCAUUUGCUAUAGAAAUAUUAUUUUGAAACUUUUUUGUUGUUCUUGAGUUAUGAAAUAUAGUAAAAAUUAGGGCUUAGCAAGAAUGAUGAGAGUCACGUAUGCCUUAUAAAUAUAUUUGUUAUUAUUCACUGUGAAACUUUAAAAGAUUAUUCAUAUAGUUAGUUUUUAUAUUUUAUAUCAAUUGAGUUAAAGAAAAGUAAACCUUUUUAAGUAUAAAAGAGUUUUAAUUAACACAACAUGAAAUCCAUUUAUAAAAGUAAAAAAAAAUCAUUAUAAAUCCCUUAAAAUGUAAUCCCUUAACAUUGCUUUUGUAACUGACCUCCUAAAACGAUUAUGUGCACUAUAAAUAUUUCCAUAAAGCAGAUAAAUCCCACAAACUGGCAGUAAAAAUAGGGUUUAAAAGCUGCUUUCAGCCUUUGCAUUUAGCUUUUAGCUGGAUGAGAUCUCUUUUUGUAGGGACAGAAAGCGAAUUACAACAGCGACAAUGAAACGCUGAUGAGGCGACAAAUAGUGCCACAUGCUGUGAGGUAGGACCCAGAACAUCAGAACAUAUAGCCCAUCACAUAGUAUGUGGAUAAUGGACGCCGCUGCAAUUGUGGACAUGACGGCAUUGUUGCAUCCAAUGAGCAUGAAUAACAACCAGCGGAGGCGUCGACUUCUGUGGGGGACAGUCCGCGGAAUGGGAAAAAAAACAAGCCAAAGCAAGUGCACACAAUUGUGCAA